GCCACAAAUACAAUCAUCUCUCUUCUCUCUCUCCCAAUUCACAUCUCUCUAUAUAAAACACCCUGAUUUGUCAUUCAUUGUUUUUUUCUGUGAAGCCGCUCGCUCUCUUAUUAGUUAUUACACAGCCUCCUCAUCACAUUUUCCACCUUGUUCUUGUAACAGUUUAUUUACUGAUUCAAUUUCCCAGUGAGUUUUAGCAUCUGGGAUUUGAGAUUUAAUCAAGAGCGAGCGGCCAAACAAAAACAGAGCAAUCAUCCAUAUAUGGAUUCAUGUUCAUCUAAGAGUAAAGGAAAAUCAAAGAAGAUGAUUGGAAUGGAUUGGGAGAGAGACGAAGGACAAAAAUAUUGCCCUGCUUCCUUUUCAAACCGCCCUUUCAAGAAAGUCCGUAGCCCCGACCGCCGCCACAACUCCUCGUCAUCUACUUCGCCGCCGCUUCUACCGGCAAUGACGUCUCCGCCUCCGUAUUUCCCCUUCUCGCUGCCGCCAGAGAACUCGGGGUCUAAUCCGACCCCAUUGUUCCGGCCGCAGCAGCAGAUGAUCUCAUUCACGCCGCACCACCAGCAAAAUACGGCGUUCCCGCCAUAUUUUGCCGGGGAGGCGGCGUCUAUGCAGCAGCAGCAGAUGCUGCUGCAGUACUGGAGCGACUCCCUCAAUUUGAGCCCGAGGGGGCGCAUGAUGAUGAUGAGCCGCCUCGGGCAGCCUCUGUUCCGCCCUCCCGGUAUGCCCCUGUCGGCGACGAAGCUCUACCGGGGCGUGCGGCAGCGCCACUGGGGGAAGUGGGUGGCCGAGAUCCGCCUCCCCCGCAACCGCACGCGCCUCUGGCUCGGCACGUUCGACACGGCCGAGGACGCCGCCCUCGCCUACGACCGCGAAGCGUUCAAGCUCCGCGGCGAGAACGCGAGGCUCAACUUUCCCGACCUUUUUAUCGGGAAAACGGCGGUACCUCAGCCGAUAGCAGCGGACGAAGAGGAGAAUUCCUCUUCCUCCGCUGCUCCUCCGUCAGUGCCGGUGCCAGCGGCUGCAGCACUGGCACUGACACUGACAAAUGAAGAGGAGGAGGAGCCCCCGCCUUCCGCUGAGGAAGUGGAAGACGGAGACAAUGCCGGCAGCGCAUCGCAGUCGUCGGAGCUGGUGUGGGGUGGCAUGGAGGAAGAGGAGUGGUUCGAGUCGAUUCCGGCGGGGUGGGGCCCGGGAAGCGCGGUGUGGGACAAUUUGGAUUCGAAUAAUAAUUUGAUGCUUCCUCCAAAUCUUGUUCCAUUUGAGAAACAAGACUCUGAAAAUCAUUGUGAUGCACACAAACAAGACAACAGAGAUUCAUCAUCUUCUUCUACUUCUUCUGCUGUCAGACCCUUCUUCUGGAAAUAACUCUCUCUCUCUCUAGAAAAGGAGAAACAUCUUUUUAGUCAUCUCCUCUUCAAUUCUAACUCUCAUCAGAUGCAGAGGGCUGUGUAUUAGAGGCCAAUUUGCAUGGGAAUGUGUGAGUGUGUGUGAUUUAGUUUUAGUUUUAGUUUUAGUUUUAGCUUUAGUUUUAUUUGAAGUUUGUAAAAUCAGGAGACAUUUUUUGUGAUCUCCUCUAUUACUAUUAGUGGUUUUAUCCAUCAUUGUUUCAUUA
Messenger RNA from Salvia hispanica, 1612 nucleotides. Its product is annotated as ethylene-responsive transcription factor ERF053-like. Gene Ontology annotation, biological process: regulation of DNA-templated transcription. Lineage: Eukaryota; Viridiplantae; Streptophyta; Magnoliopsida; Lamiales; Lamiaceae. The record is from RefSeq and is a predicted model, not a curated record. Gene Ontology annotation, molecular function: DNA binding; DNA-binding transcription factor activity. Gene Ontology annotation, cellular component: nucleus.